Molecule: messenger RNA, 1830 nt
Organism: Aricia agestis (brown argus)
Lineage: Eukaryota; Metazoa; Arthropoda; Insecta; Lepidoptera; Lycaenidae
Exons: 11
Coding region: 1-1443 (480 amino acids)
Biological process (GO): proteolysis
Molecular function (GO): serine-type endopeptidase activity
Source: RefSeq, a predicted model, not a curated record
AUGAACCAGGAAUGUACAGGAUGUUCUCAUAGCUCUAAUGACCACUCGACGUACCAAUUAGCAGAUGUCAUGGGAGAAUGUUCAAGCGCAAUAAACUGGGGUGCUCUCCGGUGUUCGUCCGACCCGGAUCAGUCACUGCCGGAAGGCCAGGUGGCGGACAGCCGGUUCCCCUGGCUGGGCGUUGUACAGCACAGUUUUGUUCUUGCCGGAGCAACGCGGUUCGCCAUAACUGGCGCAGUGCUCAUCCAUCCGGGAUACGCCAUCGCAGCAGCUGACGACAUCGCCAGGAUACACCCGGAGAUCAUGGAGAACAACACCAAGCUGAUCCUAUGGAAGGGCGACAAGCGGUACGCGCUGGACGUCCACUCGUACUCCCUCCACCCAGAGUACGGGGAGGGGGGAGCCGGAGGGACGGGGGGGACGGUGGCGACCCUGGCACUGCUGGAGUUGGUCAACACACGAGGCAUCUCCGGCGCGGGAGUUGACAGUCCGGUGCUACCCGUCUGUCUGCCUGUGCGAGGAGCCGGUUCAUUCUCCGAGUUGUACGCUGUUAAAACUACUGAUGAUGACGGAGAACUACAUAAAGAAUUGUUGAAAAUGAACCUAGUUGAGGAGCAAGAUUGCGAAGAGUUUUAUUAUAAAGCGAAGCUGGACCACAAAUCCAUGUCGCCAGUAUCACCAAUCUGCGCGCGCGCAACUGCGCCAGACGCUUGCGUGUGGGAAGCCGGGGUGGCCCUGGUUGCGAAGCAGAACUGGGGACAGUGGACGCUGCUAGGGUUCAGCAUGCGCGGCCCUGGCUGCGGCGCGCCCGCCCGCUUCCUGCCGCUACACCGCUACAUGCCCUGGAUAGACGAGGUGGUGACGCGUCGCCACACCGACUACGAAGACAACGACCGUCUGCUACUGUUCCGUAGAGUGUCUCCGAUCAAGCUCGAGAUGUUUGACGUGACAAAGACAAGAGUGCCGUCCAGCCAGGGGCAGUGCGAGCGCCGGAACCGCGGCAACGUCCUGUACAAGGACAACAGCGAGGUGCUCGCCAACAAGAACUUCGUGCAGGGGUUCUUCUUUGUAUCAGUGAUGCAGAUAAUGAGCAUCCGCUGCGCAGUAGUAAACCUGGAGGUGAACGCGCGCUCCAACGCGGCGGUGUGGGUGGAGCAUCACUGCGUGAGAGACUACACCGGCGACCGCGAGGGAUUCUCUUUCAAGGACGCCCGAUCGCGCAACUGUUUCGUUUACUUCAAGAGCGUCGCGAUGAUCGAGUUCCGUUUCCAGUUCUCGUUCCGUGCGAUCAUCGAGAUGACGCUGUACGGGGUUGAGGAGACUCAGCGGCUGAUCCCCAACCCCUGGCUCAAGAGCGACAGCACGUACGCCUGGCAGCCGACCUGGGACAAGCUGACGAAGAACAGCUUCCGACCGGAAGCGUUCUGGACGUGGCAUAUGUAGUAGAUCUGUAGAAUAGUGAGGGUGCAAAGCAUCUUUAAGCAUGUGGGUGGAAUAUUGAGGGUGCAAGGAAUCCUUAAGCCAUCCAUAGUUCUGCUUCUUUAUGUAUUUAUUAGAAACGCGAAAACCAUUUCGAGGAAAUUUCGAAAUUAUGGCCGGUCGCCGGGAAUAUGCCAGUUCACGCAAUUCGUUACGGAUUAUCCUAGACGGGGCAGAAUGUGUUAUGGAUUAUGCCAAAUUGCUCAAAAUACAUUACGAACAAUUAUAAUUAUGCCACUCUGCGCAAAAUAUGUAGCAAAACUUUGGCAUAGAGUAAAAAUCUUUUAAAUAAAGUAACAGUAUGUUGUGCAUGUCUAUAAGUGAUGUAAACACUAGCUCUUAUUUAUUUAA